Priapulus caudatus is the source of this 2180-nucleotide messenger RNA. RefSeq lists its product as uncharacterized. NCBI's taxonomy places the organism in Eukaryota, Metazoa, Priapulida, Priapulimorpha, Priapulimorphida, Priapulidae. The transcript is spliced from 7 exons. Bases 1 to 1074 code for a protein of 357 amino acids. The record is from RefSeq and is a predicted model, not a curated record.
AUGCCUCAGACGUGUGUGUGUCAACUGCUUGCAGAUAUUGACGUCCACACGCAGAUCAAGCGACGAGUGUACCGGGCGCUAACAGGUGACGGAAAACGUCUGCCCAUAUUUGGUACCGAUGUCUGCAAUCCGAAUGGAGGCUACGGAUAUCCGAAUAAUAACAACCCUCCUGCAGACCACAUAGAGGUGGACCUGUAUGGUAUAGAGCUUCAUCUUUCUUACCUGAAACGGGUACUGAAGAAGAAACUGCAUCCGCACUACGAGGCGGUGCCUCUAGGAACAUACGACGGACAGCUGGAUAACACCGAUUCUCCUCAAGAUAGCGAGUUAUCAAAAACAUAUGAGAUAACCGACAACUAUUUGGAUAGUUACUCCACCAAUUCCGGCUACAGCGAUGACGUCAGUGUUGGGGUGGGUGCCGUGCCAGCAACAAAGGUGGCAGUAUUAGGCUUGCCCGGAAAGGUGUCUUCUUCCUUCUCGUCCGGGGCGUCAGAAAGAAAAUCAUUCUCCUCCUCGUACUCUAAGAGAGUAUCUGUGAGGAUCCUUCAAAAUAUCGUCAUUGGCGUAGUGGUGGGACCGGGAGAAAAAGCAGCGAUCAACAUGUUUUUGGAAAAAGACAUCUACGUCAUCAAAUGGAGAGCGCAGUUCUUUGCUGCUGGCUACGUCAGAGUCAAGUGGUGUAACCGGUGGGCAACGCUUCACAUCAGCCAGCUGUUAGACCAGCGAGAACGCGAGUUCUUCGCUUUCGGGACAAUAAAAUAUCACGACCGCUACCAGUGGGUUGCCAAGUUGACCGUCUACGAUAAGCACGGAAACCUGCUCGGCAGCCCUCCCCAGACGCCUUUGCCGAACGCUCCGCCGCCGCGUCUCAGCACUAGCGACCUCGUGGUUCCAUCUAUUAACCGUGGAAAUAAGCCGAGCGUGGGGAAGAAACGGUGGUGGAACCAGAGCUCUCGGAAAGAACGCCGUGAUAAAUUGUAUAGCUUUCCUACGAGGGUGUUGCCCACAUCAAACACGCAUCGAAGGAAACAAGACCGCCGCGGUCCUGUUAUAAAAGAAUUGAACGUCUCCUAGUCGCGUUGUCUGCUCCGCACUAUAAUCUAUUGUUGUGUUGUAGAUAAUAAGCGAUGGGCGCGAUGGGCGCGUUGCGAUCCGAACAUCGGGUCUCUGGAGUGUGUCAUGACGCCAACGAGCGGCUUGCUCUCAGAAAAUCUGCUCAAAACUCAUUUAAUACGUUUACAUCAUGUUUGAGAUAUAAUUGGUAUAUAUCAUAGCUGUUUAGUAGAAGUUACUGUAAGAAAGCACGAUUUAUAAUUAACUUAUUGUUUAUGUAACAAAUCGCCGCACUGAAGAACAUUUUAAUAUUUUAUUUAAAUAGCAAUAUUCCACGAGGGACCGUUAUCAUCUGUUGAUGUGUAUAAUUCAUUGUAUUAUUUGCUUCAUAAAAUUAUUUAAUGAUCUAUUCUACAUCCAUUUUUGUCCAUUUUCACAAUUGAAGAUUUGCCAUUUGAUUAUUUGAAUUACAUCUAAACAUUACCAACAUUUGUUUAGACAGUGCUAAUAAUUAACAGCUUAUCUCAACUAACUCGGCGAGGGUUUAUCAACCUGAUUUCACCAGCAUCAUAAACCUGUAGCCACGUACAUUCCCUGUGGAGACAUUGAAUGAUUCAUAUGUCUAUAAAGACUAUAUUAUACUAAAGCACUUACUUAUUUUGUGUGAAAAUGCAUCAUUAAAUAUUUCAAUCAAUCUACUUGUAUAGCCAUCAGCUACAGUUCAGUUAUUCAUGUAUUUAUAAUUACACCAGCAUUAAUAUUAUGUUUCAUACACGUACGCGGUUUGAUGUUACUGUUCAGAAGUCUGCUUUGUUAUUCUCUAAUGUUACAUUUGUAGUUGUCCUCCUGUCAAAUUUCGUUUUUCUUCUAUCGAUUGUCGUCUCCCAUUUUACUAUGUAUAUUUUCAGUUUGUGUUAGUUGCCAUAACUCUAACUGAAUGUUGCUGCCGUGUUUGUAGACAUCGUUGCAGUAAUUUAUGUUCGUACUCGUGUCAUACCUAUACCCAUACACGGACAAUAAUUCACCUUUAUUCUAACGCAUUUGCAAAUGACCUGUUAUGUCUGUUUCGUUCUUUGCAUUCACAUGUUUUGAAGUGCCUGUGAUACAAAUAAAACAAUAGUAUUAUA